Cyclopterus lumpus (lumpfish) is the source of this 4258-nucleotide messenger RNA. RefSeq names its product RAB27B, member RAS oncogene family (gene rab27b). Gene Ontology annotation, cellular component: secretory granule; melanosome. The record is from RefSeq and is a predicted model, not a curated record. NCBI's taxonomy places the organism in Eukaryota, Metazoa, Chordata, Actinopteri, Perciformes, Cyclopteridae. Gene Ontology annotation, biological process: melanosome transport; positive regulation of exocytosis. The transcript has 6 exons. Gene Ontology annotation, molecular function: GTPase activity; GTP binding. The coding region runs from base 290 to 946 and encodes 218 amino acids.
GCCGAGCGACAUCCAUCAGACUCGUUGCACUCUCUAGAGGUACGCGCGAGCACUCCACACAGACUGCACCCCACCGAGCACUUCGCCGGGCUGUCACGUCGAGUUCCGGGCCGGUUUUGGUGAGCCUCUGCGCGGAUUUCUUUCUCCACCAGGACCGUGGGAGACAUGCGAGGUCUCGGAGGAGGAGGACGAGACGAACUGGCCAGGCAGCAGCAGCAGCAGACACCUGCGAGGAGGAUCUGAGUUUGUUUCAAUAACGACAAAAGAAAGGUUUAUUGCGGGCAUCACUAUGACUGAUGGGGAUUAUGACUACCUUAUAAAGCUCCUUGCUCUGGGGGACUCCGGCGUGGGCAAGACCACCUUCCUGUACCGAUACACAGACAACAAGUUCAACCCCAAGUUCAUCACCACAGUCGGCAUCGACUUCAGGGAAAAGAGAGUGUUGUACACAGCAGCCAACCCCAAUGGGACGACCACGGGAAAGACCUUCAAGGUUCACCUUCAGCUCUGGGAUACAGCCGGACAGGAGAGGUUCCGCAGCCUGACAACGGCGUUCUUCAGGGAUGCCAUGGGGUUCCUGCUGAUGUUCGAUCUCACCAGCCAGCAGAGCUUCCUCAAUGUCAGAAACUGGAUGAGCCAGCUCCAGGCCAAUGCCUACUGUGAGAAUCCAGAUAUUGUGUUGGUAGGAAACAAGGCCGACCUGGCCGACCAGCGGGAGGUUCAGGAGAAACAGGCCAAGGAGCUGGCUGAUAAAUACGGGAUCCCGUACUUCGAGACGAGUGCAGCGACGGGGGCGGAGGUGGACAAGGCGGUGCUAACGCUGUUGGACCUGGUCAUGAAGAGGAUGGAGCAGUGCGUCGACAAGCCGCCUGCCGAGCCAGCCAAUGGGAACGGGGCCACGAAGCUCGGCGAUGUGCAGCCCGAUGAGAAGAAAUGUGCAUGCUAGACCGAGGAGGCGAUGACCAGUCAGCGCUUCUGUCGUCUGUCCUUUCUACUCGCCACAUCCUCUACUUUGUUUACCUUCUCCGUCAUCUUUGAUCGCAUGUUUCUUCAUCUUCCCCCGUUCGCCCUCUUCUCUAUGAAAACUAAUCUUUAACCAUCUUCUGCUCCUCUUUUUCUUUCUCGUCCCCGCUGUGUUCUUCUUUCUCCUCCCGAACUGUCUGCCAGAGGGCAAUGAGACAAGCUUGUCCCCCCUCUCUAGUGGACAUUUGAAGGUAUUACAGUCUCUGGCCUGUCUGCCUUUGAGCUCUGUUGAGGAGGAAACCAAAACAGGAGGGGACAGUUUCAUCACUGCCUUGGCUGUCUGAUGUGGGGCAUAAAGAGCGUACUGCCAGGCUGUGUGCCUGUAAAUAGGUCACGGUCCUAUUGUGAAACCUUUCCUCCUGGACCAGAGCAAGCAGCUGAAGGACCAGUAUGUUUAUUUUUGGUCUAUUUCACACUUUUUUAAUGCUGUACCCGUACUAGCUGCAUAUGAUAUUAUUUUCAGAGUUCCGAGCUAUUUUGUUUGGCUCGUCUGUUUGCUAAAACAUGCACUACAUUUGUGUUUAAUAUAUUGGCUAGGGUGUCAUGGUGGAGGUCUUUGACACUUGAGUGAGAUGUGCUGUUAUUGCUAAAUAUUAGGCCAAUAUUAAACUUUAUAUUAGUAAAAGUCAAAAACACAUAGAGGUACCCCCAAAACAAAGCAGAGGAGGUUAAAUGGCCUCUGUUGAGUAUUUUAUAUUUAGUAGAGUAGAUUGUUCAUGGCCACUCGUUAGUGACUAUUAUGUAUAGCAGUAUCAUGUUAUCAAAAAAAAAAAGUUUUUAUCAACACUUCAUGAAUUCAAUAUUAAUGUUGACCCUCAUUUUGGAAGCUUUGAAUACAUGUGAACGUUACUGCAGACCUUCUGUUUGCACACGUGAUGGCAGCUUAUGUAGCUCGCUGGCCGCACACUAGCUAACGUAGGGUCUGAGUGAUGCGCAGUGCAAUGUUUCAGUAGCGGACAUGAAUUCAAAAUUGAGAAAAAAUGUUGUUGUGGCCGUUGGGUUUUUGUUCCUUUAGCGGCCAUGUUGAUCAUACUUUGCUGUCUCCAUUAAAUCUUCAUGAUGGUGCCAGACUUGGCCGAUUUAUGAUUUGCAGAUAGUACGCCAUUCAUAUUGUAGGACUAAUAUGGGUACAGCAUGGCACAUGUGAAGUGGAGAAAAAAAAGCCUCCAUGUAUGUUUCUCAUUCAUAGAUUGUCCCAAGACCAGGAUGUUGUUCCAGACUGAUCUACUGCCUUGGCUUUUAAAGCGUUAUUCCACUGUGGCGGAACAGACUUUAGUCUCUGUGGGGGUUUGAGAUAAAUCAGCAACAAAAAUCAGCUACUCUGGGAAAGCAAUGAUUGAUUGAUUUGCGAACACUUCUAGGAAAUAAAACAUCAUUUUAAUCCGAAGCCUAAAAAUGAUGCUGGCUUUUUACAGAUAGAACGAGCAGGUUAUGGAAGUCAACACGGACGCAUUAAAUGAAAAGAUCAGAUUCAUUUAUGAGUGGAGAGAAUGAUUAUAUCAGUCGGGCGACGUCAGCUUUUCAUGGUAGCUGAUUUUCCACAGUGACACCCUCAUCUCUUUAUAACAGAUAAUCAGACAAAGUGAAAUAUCGCUUUAAGGGCCCCAUACAUGACCAAUGUUGUAAGAAUAUAAAGUGACCAACUAUUUAUAUGGAUUACAUGUAAAACAUAGAUUAUUAUUUCUGUUGCCAUAUUUUUGGUUAUAUCCACAUUUCACACCGAGACAAUAACCUCAACUGCAUUCAUAUUUGUAAUUAGUUUUUUCAUUACUUUAGUGCUCUUAAGCUCGGUUGUCUCAUUAACCCCCCCCUUGCUUGUUAUUGCUUAACACUUAGUUUUUUCAGUGCAUAACAUAUAACUGCUGCUUAUAAACCUUAUGAAAUCGUGGCAUAUCGCCACAAAAAUUCCAUCGAGUUCAUGUCAAAAGGCUGCAUGUUUAGUACCAUGACGCUGUGCACAAGAAAACAUCCGUCUUUAUAACCCGUUUUGAUCUAAAUGUACAAUUAAAUGUCAAAAAAAUAGCUACGAGUCCAAGAUGAUCUCUGUUUUAAGUGCAACUCCAGAGUAUUCAUUAUAUCAAGUGACACCUUGAUCUGCCUUAUUUCAUGAAAAGUCUUGAGCCGAGUUAAAGUGCACCAGAAACGAGGGAAAUGAUCAUUGCGCUUGCCACCUGCUGGCAGCUGAAUCCUUAUUAAUUUCCUUUAGUGAGCGAAGGGGAAGUUUUACAGAGCAGUCCCAACUCACAGCUGCAUAAAAGUAGGAUUACUGCUGUGGUCAUUUUAACGAUUAUAAUUGAUUGAUUUAAAUCCCCUUUUGAGCACUCACUGGAUCCAUAAAAAAACAUCCUAGGUUAAAGAAUCAAGGAGCUUUGGUUUCACCUCACCUUCACCUAUGUUUAUUCUACCGCUGUGCCAAAUUUAAAAAAGGAAAAACAUCACAACCAAGCGUUUGUUUUCAACAGAUCUCAUUCAUCCACAUCAUUCUGCUGUCUGCACAGAGGAACAACUGCCUUCACAAAUAGACAGUUUUCUUUUGUAAAAUUAUUUUUGUGUUGACAAAGUCGCCUGCCAACAGGUGAUCUCAGUGCCAUAUCUCACCGCUGUUGUGAUUUCAGUUUGUCAAAAUAUGAAUUUUCUGCCUGUAAAGACAAAAGGAGCUGGCUCACGUUGUACCGUUCUCUCCCAAUUGUUCCCAGGAAAUGCUGUAUUUCUAUAAUUUUGGUUUGUUUGUUAAUCAACUGGCUUAUAGUUUUUUGUCGUAAUCAGUAGAUUUGACCUUUUUAGUUUUGGUCUUAAGUCAUGUAAUUGUAAUGUACAGGUUACGUAUUUCUAAACACAUGGUGGAAUCCUCUCUUAGUUUUAUUUUGUUCCACUAAUGAAGCGAGUCGUGUUACAGUUGACAACAACAAUUGACAACUUUGGUGGAGUGGAACGAGCUAAGAACAACAUUGACAUAUUAUCCCCCUCCAGAGUUGUGAAACAUGUUCAUCCCUUUUGGAGAAUAGUUUAAGUGCUUCUGAUAAAUCGUAUUCCACUGUUCACGCUUCUUUUUAAAUUGGUUUCAGUCUCCACCAACUCCUGAGAAGAAUACAUCUGGCUCUUUAGCUGCUUGAUGUUCAUGCCACGUCUUAAGCAAGAUGCAAACUUUGUCUGUCUGCUGUUUGUCGCUGGACAGAUAUGUACGGUGGUUUUAUUCAAGUUGGUUUGGUGAAAACAGAAGUCGGCUGCUGCUGCU